This is a messenger RNA of Dovyalis caffra, 2535 nucleotides long. The record is from the annotation of a GenBank genome assembly. NCBI's taxonomy places the organism in Eukaryota, Viridiplantae, Streptophyta, Magnoliopsida, Malpighiales, Salicaceae.
AUGGAUAUCUCCAGCUUACAAUCUCGGUUUUUAUCUCCAAUUUUUUAUGUUCUCUCUUCUUUUUUUUUCCUUGACCCUUAUUGUUUUUCUUCUUCUCUUUUUGGUUCCAGAUAUCUUGAUUCUUGCAGGAAGCAUGAAGUGCUACCCAACUCUGCAGUAUUGUCAUGGUUUUAUAAGGCCAAAAUUCAGAAGUCCCAACAGGGGAAGUGCAGCAUUAUGUUCUUACUGAAUCAGCUAAGCAAUGUUGAUGUUUAUCCGCUGAUUGAUGUGUUCCUGGAAAUUGACUCUUCUGAUGUUGAUGCGGUUGAUGUACUUCAUGAAUCACCUUGCAAUUUGAAUGAAGAAUAUGUCAUGCCUUUGUUGCAGACAAUCAAUCUGAAACUCCGAGUAGUUGAUCUCCAAGGCACGUCCCCUGUAGAGGACUUUUUGCAGGAUUUAUGCCACCAUGGCUUAGCAUGUCAUGUUUUAAACAUGAGGUCUAAUCAUAUCCAAAAGCUCAACAUGGCUGGGACGUUUAUGCAAUUACAUACCUUGAAUUUGGAUUUUUGUACUUCAAUUGCUAGUUUGGAUAAAGACUGUUUUUCUUGCAUGCCAAAUCUGAUGCGUCUCUCAAUGUGUGAGACUAGAGUAGCAAAUCUCUGGACAACCACUGCUGCCCUGUCAAAACUUCCUUCUUUAAUAGAACUACGGUUCCAAAAUUGCUUAUGUUGCAAGGAUACUGGACCAUGUUCUGCAUCAUUUGGUGAAAAAGCAAGAAUUGCAUUCGAUAAACUUGGUUCAACUCCAUUGAAUAUGCAUCUAUCCAGUGAGACAUCAUCUAUAAGCAUCAAAGAUGCCACAUUUCAAGGUUAUCGUGCUGAAGAGAAUUGCGGGGACUUACUUUCUCGCAGAGAUUCAGCUUUGAUCAAGGAGGGCUCUGUAAAAACUGAUAAUAUAUCCCAUAUCAGUGAAGUUGAAAAGUCAAGCUGCCUUCGGAGAAUAGGUUCAAUGGAAAUAUCAUCUGAUGUCUCACCAAAUUUGAAUGGACUAUCAAAGUUGAAAAACAAGAUUACAAACAAAGAUGAGAUCCUUGCAAGUGCAAAUACAUGGGACUUCAAGAAUGACUGCCCUGCCUCAUUUACGAACUAUGUUUCAUAUCAUCCUUCACCCAUAUGCUUUGAGAAACAUUAUAGGGAAUACAUGGUUGCUUCAUUGCCGCAUUUGGAGGUUUUAGAUAAUUUCCCUAUUACAAAGAUGGACAGAGAAAAGGGAAGAACUACUUUUACAAAAUACUACGAGUACUUACCAUAUAAACUACAGAACAAACAAAGUGUUGUUACUAUUCUGCAGAAGCGUGAGAUGGGAACAACGGGCACUUCCUGCCCAAAUUUCUCUAAGUCCAAGCAAUCAUACCAUUAUGGAAAGAGUCAAUAUUUCUUCACAAGGUCUCUUAGUGCUGCCAAACUUGGGUCUGCUACAUGGCCUCUCUUGCAUCCUUUGCGCACCUUUAGCCAUAUAUAUAAAGAAGGAAGUAAGAGGCUUCGUGCAAGGCAGUUUGAGUACCAUCCAUCUGAUUCUAGUCUGAUGGUUUUUGGAACUCUUGAUGGUGAAGUUGUUGUCAUCAAUCACGAAAGUGGGAAACUAGUUGGUUAUGUUCCAUCUACCGGCAACAUGAACAGUGUUUUGGGUCUUUGUUGGCUCAAGAAGCAUCCUUCAAAGCUGCUUGCUGGUUCUGAUAAUGGAUGCUUGAAGUUGUUUGACAUCAAUCAUUUACUGCCAAAAGUCGAUGAUGUAAAUUGCAGUGCUGGUGUGGCCACUUUUGAUGGCUUUGAGCAAUUGACUUCUGUUCAUGUCAAUUCCAGGGAUGAUCAGUUUCUGGCUAGUGGGUACUCAAAAGAUGUUGCUCUAUAUGACAUCAGUAGUGGAAAACGUCUACAACUCUUUACUAAUAUGCAUCGAGAACCCAUUAAUGUCGCAAAAUUUGCACACCAUUCACCCUUCUUGUUUGCUACAUCCUCCUUUGACCAUGAUGUCAAGCUGUGGGAUUUGAGACAGAAACCAGAGUGGCCCUGCUAUACAGCAUCAAGCUCAAGUGGAAAUGUGAUGGUUUGCUUUUCACCUGAUGAUCGGUAUCUGCUUGUAUCAGCUGUUGAUAAUGAGGUCAAGCAACUUCUGGCAGUAGAUGGGAGGCUUCACAUGGAUUUCGAGAUAACUUCAACAGGAAGUGCUCAUAACUAUACCCGCUCCUACUACAUUAAUGGAAAUGACUACAUCAUUAGCGGGAGUUGUGAUGAACAUGUUGUCCGUAUCUGCUGUACUCAAACUGGAAGGCGACUUAGGGACAUUUAUUUAGAGGAUGUGGAGUCAGGGAAUUCUCUGUUUGUUCAGUCCUUAAGGGGUGAUCCUUUCAGACCUUUCCAUAUGAGUGUGUUAACAGCCUCUAAGCGUCCAUGCUCUAAGUGGGAAAUCGUCAAGGUCAAUUUACUAGCUUCCAGCCAUGGCAUGGAAGAGCAUUCUCAUGGUCAAAACAUCCAGUCCACCUUCCUGGGAGGUUGA